Molecule: messenger RNA, 3745 nt
Organism: Trichoderma atroviride IMI 206040
Lineage: Eukaryota; Fungi; Ascomycota; Sordariomycetes; Hypocreales; Hypocreaceae
Source: RefSeq, a predicted model, not a curated record
AUGGGAUUGGCCGGUCUUGUUGAGCGCGCAAGGCUCCCUUACGUCUCGCAAUGGAUUAAUGAUGAUAUUCGUCCCGUGGAGGCUGCCAGGCGAACAUGGGGCUUCUGGACCUUUCAUAAUUACUGGCUGCUGAUCAACUGCAACAUUGCAACUUUCCUCACGGGAAGCGCACUGAUACCCCUGGGCCUCAAUUAUUGGCAGGCUAUUAUUGCCAUUGUCAUCGGAAAUAUCAUUGCCACCACUGCAAUUGUCAUCAGCUCACUGUCGGGAGCCUACUAUCACAUUGGCUUCUCUGUGUAUAGCCGUGCCGUCUGGGGCAUGUGGGGGUCUCAAUUUGCCAUCUGGAACCGUAUAUUCUUGUGUCUUGGUAUGUACGGCUUUCAGUCAUGGGUUGGCGGCCAAUGUUUCGAGCUCAUCUUACUUUCGUGGGAUCCCAACUAUGAGUCUCACAUCCCCAACCACAUGCCUGCCUCGACGGGCAUGACCACGGCCCAGUUUGUGUCGUACAUCAUCUUUUUCAUCAUCAGUCUUCCGUUCGUAUGGAUCAAGCCGCACCGUCUGCAGAAGUUCUUCUACUUCGCCAGCGCGGUAACCAUGGUAUUCUUCAUAGUGCUGCUAAUCUGGGCUUUGGCAACCAUGGGCCACGGAGGCUUUGGUGACACGAUAGACUCGGCAACCACCAUUCCCAAGACGGGUGGUCCGGGCAGUCUCGCCUGGCUCAUGAUAUACGGAAUCAUGUCCACCGUUGGCUCCAUCGCCGCCGGUAUCCUGAACCAGAACGAUUUUGCACGUCUAUCGAGGAAGCCGAUGGAUGCCGUCUGGGGCCAGCUCAUCCCAUACGGAGUAUACAGCAUCCUGACAUCGGUCAUUGGCAUUCUGGUUGUCGGAGCCACGCAGCGGAGAUUUGAUGGCGAGGCCGUCUGGAACCCACCGACCAUCUUUGUUCGCCUAUUGGAAAAGGACAACAGCCCCGGGACCCGCGCCGCGCUCUUCUUUGCGGGGGUUGCUCUGUGCAUCUCGCAAAUCGGCAGCAACGUGCCUGGAAACGCGCUGGCCGGCGGCAUCGAUCUGUCGUCGGUGUUCCCGCGGUACAUCAACAUCCGCCGAGGCGCCUACAUCACGGUGAUGCUGAGCCCGAUUGUCAACCCCUGGCAGCUGGUCAACACGGCGACGACGUUCCUGUCGGUGCUGUCCAGCUACGGCGUCUUCCUGGCGCCGAUGACGGGCAUGAUGUUUGCCAACUACAUCUUCGUGAACAAGCGCAAGGUCAAGGUUGACGAUCUGUACCACGGCCACAGCGGCAGCAUAUACUGGUACAAGUACGGCAUCAACUUCCGUGCCCCCGUUGCAUGGGCCGUGGGGGUUGCUCCAACCCUGCCCGGCUUUAUCGCGGCCGUCAACCUGUCCGUGUCGCUGCCCGCCGGCAUGACGGAGCUCUAUUUCCUCAACUACCUGUACGGCUUUGUGUCCAGCGCCGUCGUCUAUGGGCUGCUCCACUGGAUCUUCCCUGCCAGGGAGGUUGAUGAUUUCGUCAAGAAUGCCCCCAGCGCCAGGGAGGUCCAGCAGCAUUACACAGACCGCUGGGAGGUGGAUCUGUCCCAGGCAGGCCACAUCCUGUCGGAAGACGACAGCUCGGGAAUUACGCAUCUGGACCGAUGCAGCCGUCCAGGCGCCAUAGGCGAAGUGCGAGCUUCAGGGCCAGUCACGUUACUCGCUCGCUCCCACGGCCUCGAUCACGACACGCGGCCCAGAAUCCGUUCCCCGCUACGUGCCUCGUCUCAACAAGAGAGCGAGAGUGCCACUGAAAAUGGAGUCUCUGAAGCCGAGCUCGUCACGCCUCCAGCCAUGGGCUCUUCGCCGGCUCUGCCACGCCGUAGCGUCUCGCAUUCUAGCCCGGCGGACACUAUCCAGUCGUCGGCAGGACUCAGUGCCGCUGGAGACCUGAGUCUGGAGCAACAGUCGUCCGCACCCGCGGCAGUUGUACAUCAGGGCUUGAUUCGCCAGAACGGGCCUUCUGAAAACACGUUGGAACCAACCUCAUAUGGUCUCUCUCCUCCAGCCCCUUUGGCAUCUGAUUAUCCUCUUCAUACACUUGAAGAUAAUUUCAACAGGACGGCACACUCAAUGGGGCCCUCGGGUGAACAAGACAUAUACCUCCUGGAUGCCUUCAGAUGCCUCAUCAUAAACGAGAAUGAUGAGCUCGAUGCCAACAUCAUCCAGGUGUAUCCUGGAGGCCCUACGGCAGACGAUCGUCCGGUUCACUUCCUGCUAUUGGAAAAUGAGAACCCCGACUUCACCAAUGAAGCAAAGCAAGCCGCCUCGGAUGAAACUGAGACGUUGGCAUGGCCCUACGGCGAUCACCUGGUGCGCUUGUAUUUCAAGCAUGUCCAUCCUAUAUACCCCGUGGUCACCAAAUCCCGUUUCCUACGUCAGUACAAGACCAACAAGAUGAAGAUCCCCGCUUCGUUGCGCGGUGCAAUCUAUGGCAUGGCGAGCGUCUUCUGGGAUAUUAAAGAGGCUUGUCCCUUUGAGCAGCACCAAUGCAUCGACCACGCCCACGAGGCCCUCAGGCGCGAGCAUGAAAACCCCAAUCUAUUCAGCUUACAAGCAGGCCUUUUGCUUCACCACAUCACACCGCCCGAUGUCGACAGCGUUGAAACGCCGAGCAUGUGGACCAUGACGGCACAGACCACGGCGUGUGCCCAGACAAUAGGCCUUCAUCAAGAUCCUGGCCGAUGGAGCAUUGAACCGUGGGAGAAAAGAGUCAGAAAGAAGCUUUGGUGGGCAGUAUACGCUUCAGACUGCUGGUCUUCAAUAUGCCAUGGGAACCCUCCGCACAUAAGCCACGCGUCAUUCAGCACAGCUCCGCCUGACAUGGACGACAUUCGAGCUGACGAGACUGUUCCCGAGGAUUUACGGCACAUGGUCGAUCCUGAAGAUGCCGUCUUUCAGAUUUCGGUUGGCGCUCGAUUCUUGCAAUUUAUCAAUCUCACAAUGGUCCUGAGAGAUGUAUUAGACUGCAGCUUUCAAAUUCGACCCAGCCUAUCAACCUUGGGCGAGAGGGCAGUACAAUUAAACAUCUUGCGAGACAAGUUCAAAGAUUGGCAUGUCCUGCUUCCGCAAUGCCUUGCUCUUGGUCCUGAAAGAGGACAGGAUGUAGCUAGCAACUGUCCCCUACAUCUUACGUAUUAUGCUGCUCAAGCGCUGUUGUACCGAGGUUUGAUGUACCCUGCCACUAGAGCAGCCAAGGCCAACCCCGAGUCAAAUCUUCGAAAGUGGUUUAUUCACGCUCUCGGCGAGUUUCAGAGCUUCGUCAGCUUUUUCAGUUCCAUCUCUGAAGAAGAUUUGCGUGGCUUUUGGUGCCGCCAUGCUCGGUCUCAGCUGAUUUUAUGUGGCAACUUUCUUAUUUACCUCUUCCUACUGGCCUCUGACCAGGGACACAUUGAGGCUGCAUACCAGCUUCUACAAGAUUUUCAUCACGCUCUGAAGCGCCUUGGAGAAACCACUCACAAGCCUGGACGGCUGCUUCUACGACCUGUCAGACUCCGACUGGAUUCUUUCUUCCGCCAGGCGGCUACAAUCUUGCGUGGAAAUGAUGGCCUGUAAAUAGAGAGAGAAAAAAAAGUCGGUUAUUUUGUAUGCAAAAGUUGGCAUAGUUGCUUCAUUUGUAAUAUAGCGUUGGAUAUUAGCCCUUGCUUGUUGCUGAUUGCAUGUUGAAAGAAGAAAAUAAAAUGGUACCAUCUUG